This is a messenger RNA of Drosophila eugracilis, 1446 nucleotides long. RefSeq lists its product as uncharacterized. NCBI's taxonomy places the organism in Eukaryota, Metazoa, Arthropoda, Insecta, Diptera, Drosophilidae. The transcript has a single exon. The coding region runs from base 119 to 1162 and encodes 347 amino acids. The record is from RefSeq and is a predicted model, not a curated record.
AACGCAGCCCGCUCCCCGUACCGCUUCAGUUUGUCAGCGAGAGCGGUCGAGAGCAGAAGACUAGCAGAGUCUAGAGAUAUAUCUUUUUUUUUGUGCACCAGAAUCCGAAUCAUACAAAAUGCUUAAGUGGACGGCAUCGGGGCAGCGCCUGAACGAGAUUCCCAUGCAGGAUCAGGAUCCCAACAACACCCAACGGAGGCGACUUCAAAGGAGGCAGAGACGUCAGAGAAGGGCCACGAUAGCCAACAAAGAGAAUGUGCCCGAUACAGUGGGCUAUACCUCCACUCCAGUGCCCAUUUCCCGGCUGCUUAACAGCCCCUUGGUUUUGGCUCCUCUGAGCGAUAUUCGAAAUGUCACCCCGGAGCCGGUGGUCCGGAAUCAGGCUCCCCAAAGGGUCCAGAGUGUCAGAUAUGCCACCACCUUGCCACGUUUCGCCGAGGAUUACUCGCCCAAUGGUCUGCCAAGUGGCCAGCAUCUGGCCCUGCGGGGUCUGCCUCCCUUGGAUCCUUUUCUGGAACAACCACGCUAUAUAGUCGGCUCGGGUGCUGGAAUAAUUCAGCUGAAGCAGCGCAAGUUGGACGAUGAGUUUGCGGCCACGAUGGAGCCUGAAGUCCAGGAGCCACCCACCAAGAUGGGAGCUCGUCCCAGUACUCCGCAGCCCGCUUCCACCCAAAUGGGUGAUCAGACAUUGGAUCGCCUCAUAGAUGCCAUAUUGGACUCCGCUUGCAAGGCAGACGACAGCAGCAAGAAGAAGACCAGGAGGUCCACCUUCAAUCUACGUCGACGAACCUUGAUGAAACAGCAACUGGAGUCGAAUUGCCCUCAAGAGGUCCUGUCGCCAUCCUACGCACCGGGAGAUGACCCAGCUGCCGAUCUAAGCUUUGGCCUGGUGCCUCUGCCCAUGCACCAUCUGAUGGCAACUCCAGAGCCGGCCUCUCCCUUGACCAAAAUACCGCACAACGUGCUCAUUCAACUGGCAACUCCUGUGGUUCCAAAGCCUGCAACCUGCGACAAUACCUUCUGCAUGGAGACACCAGUAAAGGCCCUGAAGAGGGGCCGCAAGGAGAUCAUCGCCAAGGAGUCACCCAUUAAACGAUAUAAGGUCGACGAGCGCAACUACUUCGAGGUGGGAUUGGCCCUGCCUUCAUCUAUCUAUGUAUAAAGAGAGGUCCUUCGAAAAGAAACCUGAAGAAAGCCACGAGGAAAAGAAGAAACGAAAGAAAGAGAGCGAGCAACGCUGACAAACGGGGGGAAAACGCUUAACUAUGACGCUUAACUAGUUCCUAAGUCCUUAACUAAGCAACAUCACAAUUUUGUAAAUAAUUUCUUAGACUAAUUUGUAAAUUUUAAUAACCUUUUUUUUUGAUACUGCUGUUAUGUAGUUUUUGAAAACACAACUUUUUUUUCCAUUAUUUAAUUUUAAACAAAUAUUUAUUAAUAUUUUAA